Capronia coronata CBS 617.96 is the source of this 1779-nucleotide messenger RNA. RefSeq names its product AAT family amino acid transporter. Gene Ontology annotation, molecular function: amino acid transmembrane transporter activity. The transcript is spliced from 5 exons. The record is from RefSeq and is a predicted model, not a curated record. Gene Ontology annotation, cellular component: membrane. The coding region runs from base 1 to 1779 and encodes 592 amino acids. Gene Ontology annotation, biological process: amino acid transmembrane transport. NCBI's taxonomy places the organism in Eukaryota, Fungi, Ascomycota, Eurotiomycetes, Chaetothyriales, Herpotrichiellaceae.
AUGGACGAUAAGAAGAGCUGGACUCCAGAUUCCUCCCCAGGGCCGUCGGCGUACGAGGGAGACAUGGCCCAUGUCAAGCGGAAAUGGUCACGGCGCAUGACCGACAGUUUCCGACGAGAUCCCAAUGCCAGCGUCAUCAGGUCGGCCUCGUUCAGCGCUGCCCAUCCUCACCAUCACCACUACGAUGCCGAGGCUGCCGCGCAGGCGACGGCGAUGUCGCCUCUCCUGCGCCGGCUGAAGGGACGACAUUUGCAGAUGAUCGCGAUCGGCGGCAGUAUCGGAACAGGAUUAUUUGUCGGAAGCGGCAAGGCACUCGCAUACGGAGGUCCAGCUUCGGUGCUGCUGGCGUUCAGCUUGACGGGAGUCAUGAUGUACUGUACCGUCCAGGCGCUGGGUGAACUCGCAGUGUUGUUCCCGGUCGCAGGAUCCUUCUCCGCAUAUUCCACCCGGUUUCUGGAUCCGGCAUGGGGGUUCGCCAUGGGCUGGAAUUACGCCAUGCAAUGGCUCGUUGUGCUGCCGUUGGAGAUUGUCGCGGCCUCCAUCACGGUCGAUUACUGGGUAGGUCGGAACCUCAAUGCUGCUUGGGUGUCGAUAUUCCUGGUUCUGAUUGUGAUGAUCAAUUUCUUCGGCGUGAAAGGAUAUGGCGAGGCGGAAUUCAUCUUCUCUAUUGUCAAAGUCACCGCUGUGAUAGGAUACAUCAUCCUUGGUGUCCUGAUCAAUAUCAUGGGCGGCACCGACGACUUUGGCAGACCCGAUGGAAGCUAUAUGGGGUUUCGGUUAUGGCAUCACCCGGGAGCCUUCCACAAUGGCUUCAAAGGCUUAUGCAGUACAUUUGUGACGGCGGCAUUUGCGUUUGCCGGCACUGAGCUGGUCGGCCUGGCUGCGGCGGAGACGGAAAACCCACGCAAAGCCUUGCCGACUGCCAUCAAGCAAGUCUUCUGGCGAAUCACCCUCUUCUACAUCGUCAGUCUACUCCUUGUCGGAACCCUAGUGGCCUACGACGAUCCACGGCUCCUAAACGGCAAGAGUAGCGCCGAUGCAAAAGCAUCCCCAUUCGUCAUCUCCAUCCAAAACGCCGGUCUCCAAGUCCUCCCGUCGGUGAUGAACGUGGUCAUCAUGAUCUCCGUCCUCUCCGUCGGCAACUCCUCGAUUUACGGAUCGUCGCGAACCCUGGCCGCCCUCGCCGAACAGCGCCAAGCGCCCUCCUUCUUCGCUUACAUCGACCGCACCGGCCGCCCCUUGUACGCCAUCAUCGUCGCCUCCGUCCUAGGCCUACUCGCCUUCCUCGCCGCCUCCCAUAGACAAGAAGACGCAUUCAACUGGAUGGUCGCCCUCUCCGGCCUCAGCUCCAUCUUCACCUGGUCCAGCAUCUGCCUCGCGCACAUCCGCUUCCGCCACGCCUGGCUCGCUCAAGGCCACACGUUGGACGAACUCGCGUUCCGCUCCCCCGUCGGCGUGAUCGGGUCGUGGAUCGGGCUCAUCUUCAACAUGCUCGUCUUGAUCGCCCAGUUCUGGACCGGCUUCAGUCCCGUAGGCUGGCAGUCCAUGAGCUCCAAGGAACUCGUCAUCAAUUUCUUCCAGGCCUAUCUCGCCGCCCCGAUCGUCGUCAUCAUGUAUCUCGGCUACAAGCUGUAUCUGAGGACGGAGGUCGUCAAGAUCAGGGACAUGGAUCUGUUCACGGGUAAGAGGGAGUUCAAUGUCAAGGUCCUGGUGGCCGAGGAGAAGGCGGAUCGCAGGAAUUGGCCGACUUGGAAGAAACUGUAUAAAUUCUUCUGCUAG